CACACAUACACACACACACACACACACACAUCAGCAGCCAGCUAGUUAUUUUUACUUGAAGGGGGAAACUACAAAUAUGCUGUGAAGCUCUUCGUCGUAGCUUGGCUCCCGGCAAAAAGCGCAGUUUUUCCUGAGCAUCUGCUGGUGGGAAAAAUUGUCAAGGAGAGAAGUGCGAGAAGCGAUAUGCGGCUCGGUGGGCUGCUGGUUUUGCAGUUUGUCUCCUGGAAUUAGUGGAUGAAUGGGAAGGGAGCGGCUGUAGCCUCGAACCAGGGAAACAGAAUUUACAGAAUAGAGCCUGCGGUGGCACACAAUGGAUACUGGUCCGUCCCUGAAGGUGAAAGAGUGAACGGAUGAGGUGCUGGACUUCUCUCUCAGCACACACAGAGCCGUCACCUCGCAACGUUCAUCCGUGGGAGGAGGGGGAAGACUUGGGAUUGUUUGUUGCCCGCAGGAGGAAUUCAAGGUGACCUUAGAGAUCCAACAGAGACAAAUGUGAAAACUAUCAAGAAGAGGUGCUGUACGAAUCGGACCCCACCUUCCUAACAUGAAUCACUAUGUGUUUGGAUACCUGACCUGACCAUACCACUGAUCCUGUUACAGCUGCUUCUUCAUUGUGCUCGCUGAGCGUGAAUGUGUGGCCUUGAGGUAUUUCGGAGGGACCAUAUGGCACAAUACCACACAAUAUAGGUCCCCUUUGUAUGAACUAACAUGGACAAAGUGGUCAUCUGUCUCCUGCUUCUGGGAACCGCAGUUACGAUGGUCCAUGCAUGUCCCAAAUACUGUGUCUGCCAGAACCUCUCUGAGUCUCUAGGGACUCUGUGCCCCUCCAAAGGCCUGCUCUUCGUCCCACUGGACAUUGACCGGCGAACUGUGGAGCUCCGGCUUGGAGGCAACUUCAUCCUCAAGGUCACCACUCAGGACUUUGCCAACAUGACAGGUCUGGUGGAUCUCACCUUGUCCCGGAACACCAUCAGCACCAUCCAGCCUUUCUCUUUCAUCGACCUGGAGACUCUGAGAUCCCUGCACCUCGACAGCAACCGGUUGACUGAGCUGGGUCCGGACGACCUCCGAGGGCUGAUCAACCUGCAGCACCUGAUCCUCAAUAACAAUCAGCUGAAUCUGAUCUCCAACACGGCCUUUGACGACUUGCUAUUAACACUGGAGGAUUUGGAUUUGUCGUAUAACAACUUGCGCAGUGUGCCUUGGGAAGCCAUCCGCAAGAUGGUCAACCUCCAUCAGAUGAGUCUGGAUCAUAACCUCAUCGCCUUCAUUGCUGAGGGGACUUUUACAGAUCUAGAAAAACUCGCCCGAUUGGAUCUCACCUCCAACCGUCUCCAGAAGCUCCCGCCGGACCCCAUCUUUGCGCGCUCCCAGAGCAAUGUAGUGAUGAGCACUCCUUAUGCACCUCCACUGUCUCUAAGCUUUGGUGGAAACCCAUUGCACUGCAACUGUGAAGUGCUUUGGCUUCGACGGCUGGAGCGUGAGGAUGAUAUGGAAACCUGUGCUUCUCCUGCGAGUCUAAAGGGGCGCUACUUUUGGUCCGUUCGUGAGGAGGAGUUUGUUUGUGAGCCCCCUUUGAUCACGCAACAUACGCACAAGUUACUAGUGCUGGAAGGCCAAACAGCUAGCCUGCGCUGCAAAGCGGUCGGGGAUCCAAUGCCAACUGUGCAUUGGGUCGCUCCUGAUGACCGCUUGAUCAGCAACUCCUCCAGAGCAACGGUAUUCGAAAAUGGAACCCUUGACAUAACGAUCACCACCUCCAAGGAUUUCGGGACCUUUACCUGCAUAGCUGCCAAUGCUGCUGGGGAGUCGACGGCUUCCAUUGAGCUGUCAAUCAUCCAACUCCCCCAUCUGAGCAAUGGUACAAACCGCACCACGCAGUCCAAGUCGGGGCUUUCGGACAUAACUAGUUCUACCAAGAUCAGCAAAGGGGAACCUAAACCUGUACCAGAGAAGGUGGUGUCUGUAUCAGAAGUGACUGCCGUCUCUGCUCUGAUUAAGUGGACUGUUAGCAAAUCAACUCCAAAGGUCAAAAUGUAUCAGCUUCAGUACAAUUGUUCUGAGGAUGAAGUCCUCAUUUACAGGAUGAUUCCUAUGAAUAACCGAGCCUUCGUAGUCACAAAUCUUGUCCCAGGGAUGCAGUAUGACCUGUGUGUUCUUGCCAUCUGGGAUGACACUGCCACCACCCUCACUGCCACCAACAUCGUCGGCUGUGUCCAGUUCAUCACCAGGGAGGACUACCCGCAGUGCCAGUCCCUCCACAGUGGCUUCUUGGGUGGCACCAUGAUCCUGGUCAUUGGGGGCAUCAUCGUGGCCACGCUGCUGGUGUUCAUCAUCAUCCUCAUGGUGCGGUAUAAGGUGACAAGUGGCAUCCAGACUAAUAAACUACCCACCGUGAGCAACACGUACUCGCAAACCAACGGGGGACUGAACAGGUUCAACGGUGCCCCGCCACAGGUCAAAUCCACAGUGGUGGUCAUGCGUGAGGAAAUGGUAGAGUUCAAGUGUGGAUCCCUCCAGAGCAGUCUCUCUUCAUCCUCAUCCUCCUCUAACUCGUUAGACAGCCAAACAGGAAGGGGGGCUGGCGACCGCUACAGCAUGCAGGGAAGCGAAUGCAGCACCCUGCCCAGCAGCAAAUUCAGGAGGCACGGCGCCAAAGCACGGCCAAACCUGGACCACCUUUUAGGGGCCUUCACCGCACUGGAGCUGCGAGGGGCAGCGAGGGACCAGCAAGGGGCUUCGGGGCGCCCCACCACUUCCAACGCUCUGAUGACGGUGGCCGUGGUACCCCCGUCCGAUAAAGAACCCCUGCUCGGGAGGGCCGAGUCCACCACCAUGCUGGGGCGUCUAUUAGGGAUGCCCCAGGAGGGUAAGCCCAAGAGGAGUCACUCGUUUGACAUGGGUCAUGUGGGGGCUGCACAGUGUCGCAGCAACUACCCUCGCAGGAUCAGUAACAUCUGGACUAAGCGCAGUCUGUCUGUUAACGGCAUGCUGCUGCAGUAUGAUGACAGUGAGGACGAGAAGCCCACUUUUGAGAGUUCUGAGUGGGUGAUGGAGAGCACAGUUUGAGUGUCUAACUGUGAGGUCCAUGGCCAAUAAAUCUAUAUCAGGAACUAAAGGAACAUGAGGCAGGACAUUCCAGAGGGAAUCUGCCUUUGGGUAUUGCAUGAAGUUCAUCCAUGUGAAUACUGUUUCAGUAAUUAUGUGAGAAAAGACACUCAAAUCGAUAGAUUCCUGGCCAUGAUCUCAAAUCUCUGACAGUGUCUAAUUGUAAUUGAAAUAUUGUUCCCAUCUUGAAACUACACCGAAUCUUGGAUUGUGCAGAGGGAAUAAUUUCCCAUCCACAGGGCACGUGAGAGUGUAUCCGAGAGAAAGAGGGGAAGGGAAGAUGAGAAAUUCAAAGUGGAUUUACUACGUCUUUAUCGAAAGAACUGAAUGCCAAGAGGAUUUUCUUCGGCUGCGGUGAACUGGAUGUGCAUCACAAUGUCUUGGACACUCGGCUUGAAAUGGGACUACUGCAACAGUAGAGAGAAGGACCAGAGGAGCAGAAAGAAAAUUCAAAGUCAUUUUUAUUUUCAGCUAGGUUUUUCUAUCAUUUUUACUAUUUAUUAUUUGAGGUGAUUCAUCAGCAGACAGAGGAACCGUUCUUUCAUGAAAUUAUGACACACACACACAAACACAUACAUACACACACACACACACACACACACACACACGCACACACACUAUCCCUUCACAUGCAGUAGAGUUGGGUUGAGGUUUUGCAGAUCUGGUCCGGUGUAUGAUUUAACAGGUUUGAUUUUAUGCAAACCGGCUGAAUAGGCAUUAUGACACAUUCUGGUGAAAUAAAAAAAGCUUAUGUUAGCAACCUGUGGCAAUGGCAACACGGAGCCAAAAUCCAACUUGUAUUUACAGUAUUUUCCACAAAUAUACUUUACUUGGGCGGACUGGCAAGGUGUAAUUAUGGCUGCCAAAGUAUAUCUGGUGACCUAUUUCAGCAUUUUUGGAUUUUAUUGUUUCAUCCAUCCAGGAGAAUGACACUGUCUGCGAUCAAUUAUUGACCCUUACUUUAUUGCACAUGCUCUACAAUCAACAGAAAGAAACAGAUGUUCGGAGUAAAAACGUUAAAGGACAAGGACAUGAUGCAGUAGAUACAUUCGGCGUCGAGUCAUAAUUGGCGAGUCGGGAUACGGCCCUUUUUUCUAGACUGGAAAAGCUGGGAAAGCACAGUGUUUUAAACUCACAUGCUAAUGUGAAUAAGACUCACAUCUUACAUAGGGUCUUUGCUGUCACGUCGGAUCAGAUUGUUGUCCAUAUCUCAUAUAACACUGGAUAAAUGAUCUAAUGAAAUGUCCAUAUAUGCCACCAGGUAGACUGGAGUCUUGGCACUCAAAUUCAAAAGUCAAGUGCAAUGCCUGGUGGUAAAAGUCAGUAUAGCGGUACGAUCCGGUGUUUGGCAUACUAUCAAACCGGUUUAAAAGUGUUUACACCUGCCCAGCAUAACAUACAGCCAUUACACAGCACUCAACAGUACCUUCAAUCAAAUUUCAAUGAAUUACAAGUAGUAUACAUGGCUUCUUUUCAAAACAGUAUUAUGCUCUCUAAAUAUCCAUAACACUGAACCACAACAAGCCAGUCUUGUAUUUCUACCUCAGGUUAUGUAUCUUAUGAGGUUAUUUAAAUACGAAAGUGAAUGGAAAUACAACAAAACCCAAAUGCACAAGAGGAUCACAAAGAGCUCCAAACACAAAGUUCACUUGUUUGCAAAUGCUUCAAAGAGUCUCCAGUCAAUCAGACAGUGUGUGUUGCCAGCUCAGGUUGAAUUCCUGCGGUUACAUAAUGUCUUUUUUGAAAGCUUUGAUGCGCUCCCCAUUGGCUAAUGUUGGUGACAGUGGUCCCUGUAGGCUCAAAGGCCAUUGAUGUAAACAGAGUGUUUGCCUCGGGAUACGGUUUCAGAUGCUAUCAGCACUUAUUACAGUCAGCAGACAGGAAUAGUCUUUGAAAUCCAUCAAGCCCACUUAAUUAUUUGCUUAUCCCCACAGCAGGGUGUAUCAUUUGGCUUUUAAUCUCUUUAGGUAACACAAACAAGAGAAUAUGACAAUUACUCAUUUAGCCAGGUUAAAUGGCCGAAUGAGUCCAAAUUGACUUUGAUAAAGGUCAUUACGCUGCUCAGGAGAGGAAGUUAAAUGGGAAAAAGGUAACUUUUUAAGGGCCAAACACCUGAAACUGUCUGGAAAUCUACUUCACCACAUCAUGAUACCGAACCUUUGUUGUCAUCAAAGGCACCAUUCAUGUUUUAAUGUCUUUCAUACGGAGCUGUACAUUGCAGUAAGAUACUUUGAAUUAGAGGCUAUUCUGAUUACUGCCUACAAUCAACCAAGACAUCCCUACACAUGUUGAUGCCUUUCUGAAUAUGUUGUGGGUCUCUGCUGCAUUUCAAAUGUGGGGUGGUCAUCUUUUUUCUUUUUUAAUUGUUUUCAUCCCUAGGUGUACCGUUCUGUAUAUUGGCAUUUUUUUGUACAAUAACUGGGUGAGAAUGUAAAGGGGUGGGUGGGGAUCGUGCAGUAGUACUUUUAUUUUCAUGUGAAGCAAACAGUGAGAAGGUGCUUUACUGUGGUGUACCAACUUGGUUAUUGUUAGUUGGCUCACUGAAAUGGGAUGUUACAUGGUACUACCAGCUGUGUUUAAAGGGUCACGUCACCCAAAUAACAAAAACACACAUUUUCUGACUCUCCUCUGGUGCUAACUAGCCACGUACAUAUUGUUGGUUUUUAACUGCCCAGGUUUUGAGAAGUCCUUUCAUAAGAUGUCUGCCUGAACCAUAACACAGUGGGGUUGGACGAAGCAUUAUGGCAUUAUAUACUGUGUGACAACAUUUGUUAAUUGUCAUAGAUUUUGCCAUAACAUUUUACGACACUAGCAGUUUAUUUAACACCUCUGGGUUUAUUAACUCUUUGAGGUCCAUUCUGCAAAUCAAUGAGCAGGACUUUUUUAUAACAAUAUCGGAUUUUAUGUUACUGUCACUGUGAUAAAGUAUCUUAAAGCAGUCGAUCCCAAAUACUGGUGAGAUUUUAAUUGGGUUGCCAAUAAUAUGCAGUAAAUAGAAAAUCUGUAUUAAUAAUUAAUACUAAUUGAGCCUGUUUGAGUAACAUUUGCCAAAAACUACAGUUCCCAUUCGUUUAAGGGAAUAACUUUUUUAAAAACACAACUAGAUAUUCAUAAUUCUCAUGGCCAUGUGAAGAGCCACAGACAGGGUAGAGAAGUCAGAAAUUGUAGAAAGACAGACUAACACACUGUUGGCUAUUUUCUUUUCAUGAUUUUUUUAAAUAAGAAAAUAGAUUAUAACCAGCCUGAUUUAUUUUAUUUUGCUCUAUUAGCCAUCAAUAUGGUCAUAAUAUUUCAUCAGUAUUUCUUAUAGACUUUAUCUAUAUCGCCCACUUAGACAAUGAGGAUAGAUGCAUCGACAAAAGCUGCAUAGUUUUCUCUGCUAUCUAACAAGAAAAAAAUUUAUUUAUUAAAUUUCUAACAAGGUUCCUGGAACAA
Molecule: messenger RNA, 6543 nt
Organism: Centropristis striata (black sea bass)
Lineage: Eukaryota; Metazoa; Chordata; Actinopteri; Perciformes; Serranidae
Product: leucine-rich repeat and fibronectin type-III domain-containing protein 2
Exons: 6
Coding region: 709-3069 (786 amino acids)
Cellular component (GO): cell surface; postsynaptic density membrane
Molecular function (GO): protein binding
Source: RefSeq, a predicted model, not a curated record